AUGAGACAGAGGCUUGUCAGCCAGGGAUUGAAAUACAUACAAUGGAGAUCUGCCUCCACAGCUGCUGCACGAGCACCUCCCAAAUCAGCAGGUCCUUCCUCACCGCCACCACCAGAAGCCGAGCCGUCGGUCGGACAAAGCAGCCUGUUGCUGCAAGAACCUGCGGAAGCUCUCGCUACCAAGGGCUUGACAUUUGCUGACGGUCAUGGACUCAAAGGGCCUAAUGGAAGGGGUCGAGAGGUCCGCCGCAUGAACCUUCACCAAGCGAUCAGGGAUGCACUCGGUACCGCAUUGGCCACGAAUCCGAAAUCCAUAGUCUUCGGGGAAGAUGUUGAGACUGGGGUCUUUCGUUGCACACUUGGUCUCAUGGACGAGUUCGGCAAACAGAGGGUGUUCAAUACACCCUUGACAGAGCAGGGUAUUGCAGGUUUCGCAAUUGGAUACGCUAGUAUAGGUGGUAGCGCCAUCGCAGAGAUUCAGUUUGGGGACUAUAUCUUUCCCGCUUUCGAUCAGAUUGUCAACGAGGCAGCUAAACAGCAUUAUGCCAGUGGUGGAGGCUAUCCUCUGCAAGGAGGAUCUCUUACCAUCCGAGCACCAAUAGGCAGCGUUGGUCAUGGAGCUCUUUAUCACUCGCAAAGCCCAGAGGGUUUCUUCCUCGGCGCUCACGGUCUCAAGGUCGUGAUCCCACGUACACCGAUCCAAGCCAAGGGUCUGCUUUUGGCAGCUGUGCGAGAUCCCUGCCCAACUCUUGUACUCGAACCGAAGAUUCUUUACCGAGCAGCUGCCGAAAUGGUCCCCGUCGAUGACUAUACAUUACCCCUUGGCGACAUCGAUGUCCUACGCGAAGGCACAGAUCUCACAGUACUGUCUUACGGGACCCCAUUGUAUACUUGUCAACGCGCGAUCGAGCUCCUGGUUAAUCCACCCGCAUCUUUGAUCCCUUUCUUACCGGCGCGGCUCCGACCACCCAACCCAGCUCCUUCUAUCCAGCUUAUCGAUGUUCGUUGUCUGAAUCCGCUCCCGCUCAAUAGCAUUACGGAGGCAGUCCGCAAGACUGGACGAAUGGUGGUAGUGCAUGAAUCCGGCAAGAGCGGAGGUGCAGGCAACAACAUUGCGGGCGAGGUUGCACGCCGUGCGUUUGAUCACCUCGAAGCGCCCAUCGCAUUGGUCAGCGGCUGGGAUACCCCGGUCCCGUUAGCUUUUGAGCGAUUUUACCAACCAGAUGUCAUCAGAAUCUUUGACAAGAUGGUUGAGACGCUCAACUAUUGA
Molecule: messenger RNA, 1269 nt
Organism: Kockovaella imperatae
Lineage: Eukaryota; Fungi; Basidiomycota; Tremellomycetes; Tremellales; Cuniculitremaceae
Product: Thiamin diphosphate-binding protein
Exons: 10
Coding region: 1-1269 (422 amino acids)
Biological process (GO): response to nutrient; branched-chain amino acid catabolic process
Molecular function (GO): catalytic activity
Source: RefSeq, a predicted model, not a curated record